This is a messenger RNA of Closterium sp. NIES-67, 1131 nucleotides long. NCBI's taxonomy places the organism in Eukaryota, Viridiplantae, Streptophyta, Zygnematophyceae, Desmidiales, Closteriaceae. The record is from the annotation of a GenBank genome assembly.
AAUUCACCUCCAUUGUUUCAGUCCUUUCAUUAGCUCCUUUCUUUUCCUGACCUCGCCUCGUAGCACCAAGGCCUCUGUAGAAACAGGGAAGAGUAUUGUGUUCUUUUUACCUUACCUCGCCUCCGCUCGGAGAGGCCUAGGACGUUCAGAAAAUGGCUGCCUUGACCAAUUGCAGCUCGUCCAGCCUUCGCGCGGCAGGGCUCGGUUCGGAGACAGCGUCGUCGCUGUCGUCGUCCUCUCGCACGUCGUCCACGUCGCUCGUCUCGAGACCUCGCCAGGAUGCAACCAGGACGGCAGGACGGCAGCACUCCAGGUUGGUGGUGGAGGCGAAGGGGAAGAAGAGCAACCAGAACUACGCGAGAAGACAACAGCAGCAGCAACCAUCCAUGCCGGAAUUCGACCCGUCAGACGACACUCCCCGCUUCGUGCUCUUCAUCAAGACCAAAGCGGUGAACCGCUGGUAUCCCCUGAGCGUGGUGACGGGCGGCACGGCAGCCAAAAUGAUGCUGGCGGUGAUGCGGAACGACCUGGGCAAGAAGCUGUACGAGGGCACUCUCACCCGCAACAUCGCUGCUGUGGUGUACAAGGAUGAGAAGGCGCUCCGCAACGCCGCCUUGAGACAAUACCCCAUGCUCAAGGGCGCGUCAGGAUACGACUAUGGCUACAAAGUCAUGGAUCCUGCGAAUCCACGAGCCGCCAUGUAUGGCUCAGACGUUGUGAAGAUGCCUCCAGCUGAGGAGCUCAAGUCUGUGUUUGACAAGGCCAAGGAGUUUGUGGAUGAUAAGUUUGGGACGGCCAAAGAGGCCUUUGGCAAGCUCUCCUCCAUUGGCAGCCUUACGCCGCAGGACGAGGCGUCUGCAGCAGAGUCCAACAAGAAUGCACCCAAGUGAUCCCUCAACGAGAGAACUUUUUAAAUACGUGCUACCUACUUUGGGGGAUGUAUCUCCCUCGGUUUCUUUUUUCAUGAUUGCUGGUUGUUCGUUUUCUUUGGCUCCUGCGAAGGAGUUUUAGUGGAAGCAGUCCCGACCAUACGUAGGCGGUUUGUUUCAUACCUUCACAGGAAAUAAUCGUGCUCAUGUUUACUGAUCAGAAGAGAGAAUAGAAGUUGCUAAAUAGAAGUUCCACAUGUUC